AUGUUGGCCUUGAGCUUCGUGCAGUCCGGCUUGCUCCUGUUGCUUCAUGGCUUGUCGCGGGCAGAGCUUGCCCCGCCAGUGCUGGAAGCUGCCAGUCCAGAUUCGUCCUUGUCCUUGAGAGGAUUGGGCCGCAUAGACGCCCUGCUUUCUGCAUCCGACUUCACAUCUACUGGCUUAGCUUUAUUGCUUCAAGGCUUGAGCCACAUUGGUUUUGCACUGCUUGCCUCAGACGUGGUCAGCUUAGAGUCCUCUCUGUCAUCACGUGGCUGUGCACGUUGUGGAUUUGCUUCGCUCGUUCUGGAUUCUGUGCAGUCUGGACUAUUGCUGCUGUCGCGAGGUAUGGCGUGUGCAGGAACACUUGUGCUAGCUACGGGCCCUGCUUUCACGGGCUCGUCACUGUUGCUGCAGCAAGUUGCCUGCCUUGGCGCGCUCCUGCCCACCAUUGGCACCUCACGUUCGGAUUCGCUUCUUUCAGUUUGUGGCGUUGCCAGUUUGGGUUUCUUGCCGUUGCCGCAAGGUGCUGCUUGCUCGGAAGCUAUGCCACUGGUGUCUGACUGUACAAACUCAGAUCUUCCGUUGUCAGCGCAAGGAUGUGCCAAGGCAGGAUUGAUCCUGCUUGCUCUGGACUUGGUAGCUUUUGGCCUAUUCCUGUCAUUGCGAACCACCACUUGGUUGGGCUUGGGCUUGUUGGUGGUUGGCGCAGUGCGAAUGGAGUUUGUGCUGCCAGCUCUAGGCACGGGCAGCUUUGGAUUCUUAUCAUUGCCCCGGGGAAUUUCCAGGAUUGAUUUGGCCACGUUUGUGCCGAGCAGCAUGCACCUGGGGCUUCCGCCUUCGCUGCACG
Symbiodinium pilosum is the source of this 841-nucleotide messenger RNA. NCBI's taxonomy places the organism in Eukaryota, Dinophyceae, Suessiales, Symbiodiniaceae. The record is from the annotation of a GenBank genome assembly.